Nannospalax galili (Upper Galilee mountains blind mole rat) is the source of this 2152-nucleotide messenger RNA. It is a transcript of the gene Ccdc12, whose product is annotated as coiled-coil domain containing 12. Gene Ontology annotation, cellular component: post-mRNA release spliceosomal complex; U2-type spliceosomal complex. The record is from RefSeq and is a predicted model, not a curated record. NCBI's taxonomy places the organism in Eukaryota, Metazoa, Chordata, Mammalia, Rodentia, Spalacidae. The transcript is spliced from 8 exons. The coding region runs from base 16 to 1047 and encodes 343 amino acids.
CGCUCCGAGGCGGCCAUGGCCCGACCCGGCUCCGACCCUGCAGUGCGCCACCUGUCGCCGCCUCCUCCGCGCCGCCCGCCGGUUGCCCUCGGCCAGGCCCAUGGGCAGUGGGCGUCACUCCGGGGCGGAGCGGCGCGGUUCGGCCUAGGGAAGUCCGCAGGUCCGGACUCCGUCGAGAUCAGCCACCCGAAGUCUACACGCCCCUCCUCCUCCACCUCCCAGCCGGCGGACGCCGGCUUCCCUCACUCCACGGUCGCCGCGGCCGCCGCCACCGCCCCGCCUCUCCCGGGACCUUGCAAAGGGCGGCGAGCCAGGCGGGAGGAGGAGCCUGAGGUCAGAGCAGCCGGGAGGUCGCCCUGUUGGUUCUCCCGCAAGGCAAGCGGCCCCAAGCGAAAGAGCGCGCCCUCUUCUAGCAACUCAGCAUUGAUUGGCUUUCUGGACUUCCGGUUCUCCCAUUCUCCUCCUGGGAUUGGCCGUGAGACUGUCUUCGACUCUCUGUGUGAGACAAGAGUGCAAAGGAAGGGGGGGGCGGGUGUCGUAAGCAAGAUGGCGGCGGCUGGGGCCGGUGUGGGCCGCCUGGAGGAAGAGGCGCUGCGGCGAAAAGAACGGCUGAGGGCUCUUCGGGAGAAAACCGGGCGCAAGGACAAGGAAGAUGGGGAGCCAAAGACCAAGCAGGUCAAAGAAGAGGAAGAGGAAGGCGAGAAGCACAGGGAACUCAGGCUGCGGAACUAUGUCCCAGAAGAUGAGGACCUGAAAAGGAGGAGGGUGCCCCAAGCCAAACCAGUUGCAGUGGAAGAGAAGGUGAAGGAGCAGCUGGAGGCUGCCAAGCCAGAACCUGUCAUCGAGGAAGUGGACCUGGCCAACUUGGCACCCCGGAAGCCUGAUUGGGACCUCAAGAGAGACGUAGCCAAGAAGCUGGAGAAGCUAGAAAAGCGGACCCAGAGGGCCAUUGCCGAGCUGAUCCGUGAGCGGCUGAAAGGCCAGGAGGACAGCCUGGCAUCUGCAGUGGAUUCCACCACUGGACAAGAGGCUUGUGAUUCUGACUGAGGUGUUCUGUUUCCCAGCUGUUCAGCAUACCUUUUCUAUGGGAAGGUGGUCUUGAGCAGGACGGGGACUGGGCUUGCCAUCACUUCUGGGUCUUGAGAAUUGAGCCAGUUCAAUCAUGUGAGGCCAGCUUCUUGUCUCCUGAGGUCCCCUACUGCUCUGCGUGUACUGGAGCUGGCAACAGUGCCAAAUGUGCUUGGAUCUGUACAUAUGUAUUUUGAACUUUUUAUAACUUCUGGAAAUAGAGACAAGUAAACCCCUGUGUAGCAGAAACCUGCUGUUGCUUCAUGUUUGCUAGGUGCUCUAGUUUGGGCUCUUAGAGUACUACAGAGGUGGUGCUCAAUGUGAAUUACCCCUGGGUUGGGCUGGGCUUGUUGAGGCUAAAAGGUAGGGAAGAGCCACAGUUGACCUUCUGGCUCCAAGGCCUGAUCUAGUCAAAAUCAGCAGUGAUUAUCUCAGAACCCUUAGACCACAGAGAGAAUUCUCUUAAGACCUCCCACAGGCUGGAACCUUGCAGUAGUCUAGGAAUCUGGAGAGAUCCACAAGUCCUCUGGACCCCCUCACAAAGUGAGAGUCAGGAGGGCAGGCUCUGACAAAUCUCCAGUUGAGCACUACAGACUUGAGGCCAUCAUGCUGCCCUCCCCACCCUCCCAUUUCUGCCCUGCCUCUGGUAGCCCAUCUUUUUCCUCUACGAGUCAGAGCUAUGCUUCCCUGAGUGGGGAAUCUGUUCAGCUAGAGAUCAGGCUGUGGUAGGCUAGGGUUCAGUUGUGAUCUUGGUUCCUGGGCCCCCAAGGUCCUGGCUUGAGAACUGUGAGCCUCUGAGCUGACUCUCCAGGGUGAUGGACUGGCUACAUCAACACUGACUCCAGGUAUAGUAUAGCCAACUAGGGCUUUUCCUCCAGGAAAGUUCUUUUAGGACUUCCCCUUGACCCAUCCAACCCCAGCCUCAUCCAGUAUGUUCAUCCCUCUAUGCUGUGUUACAGAAACACAGUGGCCUGGCUCUGACAGGCACUGCUGAAGACUUGGAUCAUGGAGGCAGAAUGGGUGUUUGCACAUAGAGGCCAGGACCCCAAACAAUAAAUAAAAUCUUUUAAAUGAAAGUUGUAAA